Molecule: messenger RNA, 2970 nt
Organism: Parastagonospora nodorum SN15
Lineage: Eukaryota; Fungi; Ascomycota; Dothideomycetes; Pleosporales; Phaeosphaeriaceae
Exons: 2
Coding region: 1-2970 (989 amino acids)
Biological process (GO): mRNA export from nucleus; protein import into nucleus; positive regulation of DNA-templated transcription
Cellular component (GO): nuclear pore outer ring
Molecular function (GO): structural constituent of nuclear pore
Source: RefSeq, a predicted model, not a curated record
AUGUUUCGCUCAGGCGUGCACUCGUCCACGCCGCCGAGGUCGCAGUCCAACUCCCGCUACUCGCAUCGCGGCGACCCAUCGACGACGCCCGCAGGGCCACCGCCCGACAGGUCCUUUGGGCCCUCGUCGACACCCGCCGGCCCGCCUCCAAAUGCGGGCCCCUUGUUCGGAAGCAACAAGCCUACCUUUGCUCCGAGCACCAACUUCAGCUUCAGCAACGCCUUCCCAAGCUCGCCGCCCAAGCAUGGCCAGCUUGAGGGCUUUGGCCUAGGGGCAAUUGGCACGUCCAACUCAGGCAGGCCUGCAGCACAACGAGGGCGCACCAUCUCAGGCGGCGGCUUCAGCACUGGCUUCCAGGUACCCAGCAGCUCGCCCCCGCCCGACGAUGACGCAGAGGGCGAGUACGACGAAGACAUGGACGAGGAAGAAUAUGAGGAUGACGAAGACUACGACUCGGACGAGGCAGAGCAGCUGGCAGCCCAACGACGCGCGAGAACACAGAACCGGCUCUCGCAAUCGGCCAUGUCAAGAACCAGCGCCAACGACCUAGAGCGAGAACCGACAAUAGUGCGGGCAGGCGCAAAGCAGACCAACUUCGACUUCCUCGCCAUUGCCAAAGGUCUAACGCCGCCCAUCAGCCGCAUCACUUUGCAGGAACCCGACCACGUCAUUCUCGAGACGGAGCGCCUAGUCGAGAAGGUGCAUGAGUCGCUUGAUUCCGACACGCCGGACAGGCGGACCGAGGUAUUGGGGCAGGUCGCUAAGGAGCUGGUGUCGCUGUGGCAGACAGCAGGGAAGUCAAAGGGAGGCUUGUCGUCCAGCCAGUCUGGAGGCGCGACCACUCUGGGCGCUGCAAGUAAGCUUGCAAGUCUGUUGCUGACCCUCCACCAUCCGCCACCGACCGCUCAGAAUCAGCGCACUUCCGCGCUGUCCCUCGUGCCGUCGCGACCCGAUUCGAGACAAUACAAGCCGGUCCCCAAGAUACUGCUAGAUUGGCUAAACGGCACGUACCCAGAUGUGUCCGAAGUUCAACUCGUGCUGAAGGAAACGCAUGGCUACUCGAGGCAUCCAUCUUACUGGGAGGGCGUGCAAGCUGCCGCUGUCCGGGGCAAUUUCCAGCAGUGUCUGCAGUUGCUACAGGGCGCCAACCUUGAGUUCGCUGCGACAGCCCAAGAAGACGGUCUGGGAGAUUCAGGUUAUAGCGGAUCUCAUCUUCGGCAUGCGAAUGAAGCAGUACGCGCAGCGACUGACCUGCUGCGCGAGUGUCCAGCGCUUGCCUCGGAAGAUUGGGAUGUAAAGGGCCAUGAUUGGACCAUUUUUCGCCAACGCGUACAGCAAGCGUACAUGGCUCUGCAAGACUUUGCAGAAGGAGAUAGCGCCAGCCGAAAUGCCGUAUCACAGUCGUUCACAGCCUCUCAUUUCGGCAUCUCACAGUCGCAAGCCAAUUUUGGACUCAGCGUAGCCAGCCGCAAAGCCGAGAGUAAGGUACCGUGGUCGAUAUAUGAAAACCUGCAGAGGUUAUACAAGCUUCUGGCUGGCAAUGAAGGAGAGAUACUAAACAUAGCGGCGGACUGGAUCGAGGCCGUAUUGACGCUGACGAUUUGGUGGAACGGCGAAGAGGAAGAAGCAGAUCAGGGCAGCCUUGCAGCCACUCGCCGCUCAAUCAUGCGAUCCCAGCGAGUACGCUCCGUCGAUAUCACACCUGUCAAAGCAUAUUGCCAGCGCUUGUCUGCCUCAUUGGCAAUGGUGAUUGCGAACAGUGACGAAGACUUCAGUGUCAAUGUCACAGACCGCUUUGAAGUAGGACUUGCUUGCGUAGUGGAUGACAAUAUCGAGGGAAUACUACAGAUCCUGAGUGGUUGGUCACUUCCUGUAGCUGCAGCGGUCGCAGAGCUCGCAAGCGCUGGCGAGUGGUUCCUGCGCGCUGACGGCAUCAUGGACCAUUUUGACCAAAGCGACCUAAUGGUAUUGAGCUACACUGAGCAACAACGGACAGGUGUGAGCAAGGAUGACUUCCUGGUCGCAUAUGCCAAGCUGUUAGCGACAAAAGGACAGCUCAAAGACCAACAUGGUCAAGCAUCAAAGGAAGGCUGGGAAAUCGCCGUUCAGGUAUUAGGACGACUUGAUGAUAGCAUAACAGCCAGUGGACGUAUUCAGCAGAUCCUCAACGAGCUUCCGCUCGAAUCGUCCAUUCGUGUUGACAAGAUCACCCGACUCUGUCAUGAGCUUGGUCUAGCGCAACAUGCCUUGACCAUAGCCCAGACCCUUACCAACCUUGCAAGUAUCGACUCUGAAGCCGCAACAAUGCUCUCCAAUCACCUCAGCGGCUACGCGACGAUCCGCAGAUUCUACGAUCUCCGAGAUGAAGAAGUCCUCAUGAAGGAAGGCGAAUAUCCAGCCCACCGACCCAUGGCCCGUAAACGCGCCGCGGCAAGUGCGCUCAGUGUCAUAAUUGCGAGCGCAGCAUCAAGUAUCCGCGGUGGCCUAUACGACCCCGAGAUUGAAACCGUGGUUCCAGUCGAUCUCAUCCUACCACUUCUUGGCGAAACUCUGGUCUUCGUCAACCAACCGAAACGCACCUUCACGCUUCGACACCUAUAUAAUCUUCUAGCUGCAAUUGAAGACUUCGAAACUGCACCGAGCAUGAUACGGACGCAGUGCGAAGAAGUACUGUCAACCACAUUGUCAGCUGCACACGAUUCACAACACAAUCUGCAGAAGUCAACAUCCAACCUGACGACUGCCUCCAGCCAGUUCUCGCUAAUUGAGUUUGGUUCGACAGAUGGACAGAGCACUGAAAGUUCUGCUAUGCUGACCAAGGGUGGUGGUGUUGACGAGAGCAAGCGCGGUUGGGAUUGGAGACGUGGAUUCUACAAAGGCGCAAAUGGUGGGGAUCUAAUUAGGGUGCUGAGGCUUGGUGUUGCGAGGGAGAUUGGAAGAGCUUUCGCGGACGGAGAAGUCAAGGCUUAG